CUUUUGGUGAAAUUUCACUAAAAUAUCAAAUAAUAAGAAAUUUUUAGUGUUUUCAGUUGACAAAAUUAUGAAAAAAAAGACUUUUAAAAUGAUAAUUGCCACCUGGAACAUAAACGGAAUAAGAACAACUUUGUCCAAAACUCCUCUAAAAAAAUUGUUUCAAGAACUUGGUUGUGAUGUGAUUUGUUUGCAAGAAACUAAAAUUACAGGGGACUAUCUUGAUGGGAGCACUGCAAUUGUGGAGGAAUGCAAUUCAUAUUUCAGCCACUCUAAAGUAAAAUCUGGAUACUCAGGAGUUGCAAUUUUUGCUAAAAACAACUUCACACCCGUAUCAGCUGAGGAAGGUCUGACAGGGAAAUUAAGAGCCAAUCAGAACGCCCCAAAUUCACAAGUAGGUAAUUCUGGCGAUGACCUGACACAGUUUUCUGAUGGCCUGACCCAGUUUUCUGAUGACCUGAACCAGUUUUCUGAUGAUGAACUGCUGGCAUUGGAUGGGGAGGGUAGAUGCUUGAUGACAGAGCAUAUUAUACUAGAUAAUGAAGAAAGAGAGAGGAAAUUGGUCAUCAUAAAUGUUUACUGCCCAAGAGCAGACCCAGACAGGCCAGAGAGAUUGUCAUUCAAACUGAGGUUCUAUCAACUUUUGCAGAUCAGAGCUGAAGCACUCCUCAAAAGUGGAAGGCACGUUGUGAUAGCAGGAGACAUCAACACAAUCCAUAAACCUAUUGACCAUUGUGACCCUGCCAGUGACCAGGAGUUCAUGGAAGAUCCAGGCCGGCAGUGGAUGGACGGAUUCCUUCGUAGCUCUCCAACUCCAUCACUUCCACCACAGAACAACCUUCUUUUGCCACAACUUCGCCAAGAACGCCAACCAAAAUUUGUUGAUCUGUUGAGAUUAUUUGAACCGAAGACUGCCAACUUAUUCACAAACUGGUGCUCUACAACGGGUGCCAGGGCCACUAACUACGGAUGUCGACUCGAUUAUAUAUUCGCUGACAUUGAAUUCGCUUCGACUUACUGUACGAGCUGUUACAUCAGACCAGAUAUCAUGGGUUCCGAUCAUUGCCCUGUCGUCGCUCACUUCAACUGUCGAGUUAUUCCUGCCGAAAGAUGCCCACCGCUCUGUUCCAAAUAUCUGCCACAGUUUGCGGGUAAGCAGACGAAACUGUCGACUUAUUUCGUCUGCGGUGACUUGAGUUCUUCUCAAGAAAGUUGCUCUGGUAGCGGUCGUGGUGUUAGUGAUUUCAGCUCCAGUAGUAACUUUAGUAUCGGUAGUAUUAAUGAUAGUUACGAGAAAAGUAAUAAACAUGGCUCGCCGUUAAGCAUUACAAAUAACAAACGAACGUUGGGCGGUAAGUGUAAAAAAGCAUCUAAUUUUAAAACCGACAGCAAGACGAUUAUUAAAUUUCUUUCUCGUGAGAAGUUGCAUGCCAACUCUGAAACACAUUCGACGAGUGAAAUUAAGACGAAUUUUGACGAAAGUGUUGACAGCCUGGAAGACACAAAAAACAGAACAAACUUAAUCAAGGACAACCUGAAAAUCACCGCAACAUCUUAUUUUCAGUCAUCUUCACUAAUGGAAACAAAACCGCCUCAAUCCAAACCGACAAAACUGAACGAAUCGUGGGGGAAGCUACUGAAGGGUCCACCGAAAUCUCCCUACUGCACGGGCCACAACGAGCCCUGUGUUUUGAGGACGGUGAAGAAGGAGGGACCUAACAAGGGAAAGCAGUUUUGGGUCUGCUGUAGACCUGAAGGCCACAAAUCUAACCCGGCAGCUCGUUGUGAUUAUUUUCUUUGGAUCCAUGGAAAAUAACUUUUUUAUUUUCGUUUCAUUUUUGCUCUUCACUUAUAUUUUUUUAUUUGAUUAAAAGUUAAUUGAAUUGUAAGUUUUUUUAAAAUAGAAGCUUUACCGUUCUAAUUUUAUAAUUGAGAGGGCUGAGGCUCGUUAAGAAAUGUAAAAAUAAAAAAAAUUACUUUUUA
Helobdella robusta is the source of this 1980-nucleotide messenger RNA. RefSeq lists its product as hypothetical. Gene Ontology annotation, molecular function: phosphoric diester hydrolase activity; double-stranded DNA 3'-5' DNA exonuclease activity; zinc ion binding. Gene Ontology annotation, biological process: base-excision repair. The record is from RefSeq and is a predicted model, not a curated record. The transcript is spliced from 6 exons. Gene Ontology annotation, cellular component: nucleus. NCBI's taxonomy places the organism in Eukaryota, Metazoa, Annelida, Clitellata, Rhynchobdellida, Glossiphoniidae. The coding region runs from base 68 to 1813 and encodes 581 amino acids.